This is a messenger RNA of Austrofundulus limnaeus, 2001 nucleotides long. It is a transcript of the gene serpinc1, whose product is annotated as serpin peptidase inhibitor, clade C (antithrombin), member 1. The record is from RefSeq and is a predicted model, not a curated record. Gene Ontology annotation, molecular function: serine-type endopeptidase inhibitor activity. NCBI's taxonomy places the organism in Eukaryota, Metazoa, Chordata, Actinopteri, Cyprinodontiformes, Rivulidae. Bases 103 to 1446 code for a protein of 447 amino acids. The transcript has 8 exons.
UCGACGUGACGUCUUGUUGCUCCGCAGGACGCUGACCUGAAAUCAGCUUCAACGUCAAAAAAGCAGCCGAAGGAUCCGCUCUAAAAUCUAACCCUGCUCAGAAUGAGGGCUGCUGAUUGGUUGUUGUUUGUAGCGUUUCUACCGUUGAUGUCCACCUCUGAGGUUCUGGACAUCUGCAACACCAAACCCAAAGACCUGGCUCUGCAGCCGCGCUGCAUCUACCGCAAACCUGAACCGGAGGACCAGAACCUGAAGCCCGAAGCCCUCCCAGAGCCCGCCAACCCCCGAGUGUGGGAACUGUCGAACGCCAACAGCCGCUUCGCCUUGUCUCUGUACAAACACCUGAGCCGAAGCAGGAGCCCUGAGGACAACAUCUUCAUGUCCCCCAUCAGCAUCUCCACGGCCUUCGCCAUGACCAAACUGGGCGCCUGCAACCAGACGCUGGAGCAGAUCAUGAAGGUGUUUCAGUUUGACACCAUCUCGGAGAAGACGUCUGACCAGGUCCACUUCUUCUUCGCCAAACUGAACUGUCGUUUGUACAGAAAGAAGGACGAGACCACAGAGCUGGUCUCUGCAAACCGGCUGUUCGGGGAAAAGUCCCUGGUCUUUAACGAGACGUACCAGAACAUCAGCGAGACAGUGUACGGAGCAAAACUGCUGCCUCUGGACUUCAAGAGGAACUCAGAGGCGGCUCGGGUCACCAUCAAUGACUGGAUUUCCAACAAGACCAAUAACCGAAUCCAGGACACGCUGCCAUCGGGGGCACUGGACUCCAACACAGUCCUGGUUCUUGUCAACACCAUCUUCUUCAAGGGUCAGUGGAAAAACAAGUUUCCCAAAGAGCACGUGCUUCUUUCAGACUUCAACAUCAAUGACGAUCGCCGCUGCGAGGUCCACAUGAUGUACCAGGAGACCAAGUUUCAGUACAAAUAUUUCCCUGACGACAAGGUGCAACUGCUGGAGAUGCCGUACCGAGGUGAUGACAUCACCAUGGUGAUCAUCCUGCCAAGCAUGGGGAAUUCACUCAGUCAAGUGGAGGAAAAUCUGGACCUGAAGAAACUGAACGGCUGGUUGAGCCAGAUGAAAGAAACCACCGUCUCUGUCUCCGUCCCUCGCUUCAGGAUGGAGGACAACCUCAACCUUAAGGAGAAGCUGCAGGAGAUGGGACUGAUGGACCUGUUCGACGCCAGUAAGGCCAGCCUUCCAGGGAUCCUGGAAGAUGGCAGUGAUUCUCUCUAUAUCUCUAGUGCUUUUCACAAAGCAUUCUUGGAGGUGAAUGAAGAGGGAAGUGAAGCAGCAGCAGCCACAGUUGUGGUGGCCGUCGGACGUUCCAUAAACCUGAACCGCGAGGUUUUUCUGGCCGACCGUCCAUUUUUGGUGCUCAUCAGAGAACCGACCCUGAACACACUGCUGUUUGUGGGCCGAGUGUCUGACCCCUGCUCCUAAAUUAUCUAAUUACACAAAACUGCAUCAUUUAUAAGAUUAAACUUCUUACAGAUUGUUUUUACUAUUAGUUCUUAAUAAUGUCUUCAGAAAUGAAUUGAUCUCAUAGAAGCUAAACGCUUUUGGGUCCAUAUGACCCUCAAGGUCUUAAAACUGGUGUGUCAUGUCCCAAUAAUUUUGAUCCAAGGGCAGCAGGAGGGUCAAACCAAUAUUUGCUGAUUGAAUAUAUUACUUGUUUUAACUAAAUCAAACUGUCGAUAUAAAAAUGCUUAGUUUUUUUUUUUGCUCAUUUUGUCUUCACUGUUUAUAAACUGCUACAAAAACAAAACACUGUUGAGGUUUUCCAAAACUGCAGCAGUUAAAUGAAAGUUAUGAUGGAAACAGAAAACCGGCCAAACAGAUUGUUGUCAUUUUUCAGUCGAAGCCUCCAAUGAUGCAUUUUUUAAUCUAAAAGGAGCUUAACUUAGUUAAAUGUCUCAUGCAACAUAAAGCUCUAUAACCAUUGCUUGUGUACGAUUAAUCACGAAAUGUUUCAAAAUAAAUGAUAUCGAACUUUUG